AUGUCGGAAGACCAAAAGCAAUAUGUCACUUACAAUGAGGUCCACAAGCUCUGCAAGAACUCGGCGGAAAAGAUACUCGCGUCCUUCAAACCUGACCUUAUGAUCGCCAUCGGCGGUGGUGGUUAUAUCCCUGCCCGCAUCCUCCGCUCCUUCCUGAAGAAGCCCGGUAACCCUAACAUUCCCAUCCAGGCCAUCGGUCUGUCCCUCUACGAGGACUUGGGCAAGGGUGGCGCCGAAGAGGCCCCCGGUACUGAGGUCAAGCGUUUGCAAUGGCUCGACAUGAGCUCCUCGGAGAUGGCCAACUUGGUUGGUAAGAAUGUUCUUAUCGUUGACGAGGUCGAUGAUACCCGCACAACCCUACAAUACGCCGUGGAGGAGCUCGAGAAGGAUGUCAAGGAAGCCCGGAAGCAGCUCGGUCCCGGGGACGAGAAGAAGAACUUGGAGACUAACUUCUUUGUAUUCGUUCUGCACAACAAGGACAAGGCCAAGAAAGGUACGCUGCCCAAAGAUAUGAUGGAGAACGACCAGCGUUACCACGCCGCGGUCACCACUGGGGAUGUCUGGAUCUGCUACCCUUGGGAGGCUGAGGACAUUGAAGAGCACGAUACUCUGGCCAAGAAAAGCCCUAUCGUUGAUAUUUCGACCAAGAACCCCAGGGUUGUUUAA
Molecule: messenger RNA, 666 nt
Organism: Penicillium hordei
Lineage: Eukaryota; Fungi; Ascomycota; Eurotiomycetes; Eurotiales; Aspergillaceae
Product: xanthine phosphoribosyltransferase
Exons: 5
Coding region: 1-666 (221 amino acids)
Biological process (GO): hypoxanthine metabolic process; XMP salvage; IMP salvage
Cellular component (GO): cytoplasm
Molecular function (GO): hypoxanthine phosphoribosyltransferase activity
Source: RefSeq, a predicted model, not a curated record